ACUUUAAGCACGGUCUGUGAAAUGGCGGGGGACUUACAAAAUGGUGCAGAUUGGACUUUCUUGCCUUCUACUUUAAUAUAAAAGGAAGAGGGGCGUUGUUGAUUAUCUGGCUGUUUCCUGUCGAAUUAGGGGCACUGUAACCAGGGUUUGGGUUUUGAAGUAGUGGGUGUUCGACUUUAGAGUUGUUUUCCUGGAAGCGCUGAUACUGGACUUAGUGGAGGAGAACGACGGUAUCAAUGUGUUUCUGGAUGACUGCCUGGACAAGGGAGUUCAGCUUUUGGGAGACUGACUGGGCUAUGAAGUGUACCUUUCUACUCUGCAGAGGCUGGAAAGGCAAAAAUGAUGGCUAAGGCUUCCUUGCAGCCGCUGAUACAGAAGCCUGAGGGAACACACUCCCCCCUACGUCCUUCUCCAACACAGCAGAGCCAGGAAGGACCCGGAUGGAAGUUAGGACAAAGAGGCCCAGAAUUGGCACAGAUACCAACAGACCAUUCGUUGAAGAAGAAAUCCAAAUGGCCAUAAGCUUUAAGAUUCUGGAGGCCAAGAAUUUGACUCCCCCCGGAUCCAUGGUCUGUGGAUACCAAUGUUCCGACUGGAGACGGGGAGCCCGCGAGACCCGGGUCUCCAGGGUCUGCCCAAGGAAGUUGCUCAUGGGAGCAGACCUCUAGAGCAGGAUUUGAGGCCAGGCCAAAGAGGGAGAGAAUUCGCCGACAUCUAUUUAACAUCCCUUAAUUGUUGAGAGCAUCCACUGUGUGCCAGACACUUCGGUACACACAGAAAGAAACCCAGAGGAGGGUUGCUCACAGCCUGGUGGGAGAGACAUUGCAACACAAUGUGAUUGGUGCUGUGAAGAGAGAGAGCACACGGUACUGGGAGAGCUCAGGGCAGGGGGUUGAUCCAGUUCCGGGCAGGGCGAUGGAUUCACAAGACAUUUUGGCAAAGAACCCCAGAGAUGAAAGGCCUCCUCCCACUGGCUUGGUUCCUGGCUUGUAGUGUGCCUGCUGUGCAAGGAGGCUUGCUGGACCUAAAAUCAAUGAUCGAGAAGGUGACAGGGAAGAACGCCCUGACAAACUACGGCUUCUACGGCUGUUACUGCGGCUGGGGCGGCCGAGGAACCCCCAAGGAUGGCACCGAUUGGUGCUGUUGGGCGCAUGACCACUGCUAUGGGCGGCUGGAGGAGAAGGGCUGCAACAUUCGCACACAGUCCUACAAAUACAGAUUCGCGUGGGGCGUGGUCACCUGCGAGCCCGGGCCCUUCUGCCAUGUGAACCUCUGUGCCUGUGACCGGAAGCUCGUCUACUGCCUCAAGAGAAACCUACGGAGCUACAACCCACAGUACCAAUACUUUCCCAACAUCCUCUGCUCCUAGGCCUCCCCAGCGAGCUCCUCCCAGACCAAGACUUUUGUUCUGUUUUUCUACAACACAGAGUACUGACUCUGCCUGGUUCCUGAGAGAGGCUCCUAAGUCACAGACCUCAGUCUUUCUCGAAGCUUGGCGGACCCCCAGGGCCACACUGUACCCUCCAGCGAGUCCCAGGAGAGUGACUCUGGUCAUAGGACUUGGUAGGGUCCCAGGGUCCCUAGGCCUCCACUUCUGAGGGCAGCCCCUCUGGUGCCAAGAGCUCUCCUCCAACUCAGGGUUGGCUGUGUCUCUUUUCUUCUCUGAAGACAGCGUCCUGGCUCCAGUUGGAACACUUUCCUGAGAUGCACUUACUUCUCAGCUUCUGCGAUCAGAUUAUCAUCACCACCACCCUCCAGAGAAUUUUUACGCAAGAAGAGCCAAAUUGACUCUCUAAAUCUGGUGUAUGGGUAUUAAAUAAAAUUCAUUCUCAAGGCUAAUAAAAACCACAUUGGCAUUUUCCUCUGCUGUGGGGGAUCGCUGGUGCCUCUUUCUCUGCCACUGGGGCAAUAAACCCAAAGAUGUCUACAUUAUCUCCGAAACAGAAGGGAAGAUUAGUAAAUGCAGGGUUUUCUGGGAUGAGCUUCAGGCUUUCUCUUGGGCUAAUUUUCUUACACCUUGGGGUCCUCUCCAGUAUUGGGUCUCAUUCUUCCUCGAUGGGGUCAGGGAAAGAUAACUGGUGAUUAUGCCAGCUUCAGCUUCCAGGCCAGAGAGGGUGGCAUUCAAAUCCCAGUGCUGGCUUCUUCAGCUGUGUGGUCUUGGACCCGUUACUGAACCUCUUUGACUUUCAGUCUCUUUGAGAAAUAAACUGUCUUGUUCCUUGCAAUGUAAAAUGAGACUUCUAAAGCCCACCUUGAUGCUGAUAUGGAGAAUGCUGAGGUUCUAGGAUUUCACACAGCAGGAAUUUUUUUUUAAUAGGUGUCAGCUGUGGGGUUUAUUUUUUACAAAGUAAGGACAUUAAAAAAACCAACCCGUCUAUCAAUUCAUAAAAGAAAGGAUGUUCUGAUACCAAGACUGAAAGAAGAAAGGAUGUAUUCCAAAACAAAGGAACAUCCUUCCAAGAAAGGACCUAUGGCUUCUUUAUUCCGACAUACCCCAAAAUAACUGCAUGAUAAAUAGGUCUAUAUUUAAAAAGCUCUAGUGUCGAAUGUUUUCAAAAUAAAAUUUAAUUUUAUGAGAUUACCCUGAA
Homo sapiens (human) is the source of this 2588-nucleotide messenger RNA. It is a transcript of the gene PLA2G5, whose product is annotated as phospholipase A2 group V. Gene Ontology annotation, biological process: phosphatidylcholine metabolic process; arachidonate secretion; lipid catabolic process. The transcript has 10 exons. The record is from RefSeq and is a predicted model, not a curated record. Bases 953 to 1369 code for a protein of 138 amino acids. Gene Ontology annotation, cellular component: plasma membrane; extracellular region; Golgi apparatus. NCBI's taxonomy places the organism in Eukaryota, Metazoa, Chordata, Mammalia, Primates, Hominidae. Gene Ontology annotation, molecular function: A2-type glycerophospholipase activity; calcium ion binding.